Messenger RNA from Monodelphis domestica (gray short-tailed opossum), 2066 nucleotides. RefSeq names its product CHD1 helical C-terminal domain containing 1 (gene CHCT1). Lineage: Eukaryota; Metazoa; Chordata; Mammalia; Didelphimorphia; Didelphidae. The record is from RefSeq and is a predicted model, not a curated record.
UCCACACUCCAGGAGGGACUCAGGUCACAGAGGAGGAUCGGAAGUCGGGGGUGGGGGGUGGUGUGUGUCUCCUUCCAGGAGCCCACCAGCCCAGCUGCUGAGAUGGAGACCUCGGACGGGCUAGGGGGCGAAGGGGACAAGGCGCUAGAGAAGGUGACAGAGGCACCCUGUCUGGAGAGAAGCUCCAGCACCAUCCCAGCUGGAGACUCACUCAUCCGUCAUGCAGAGGGCCUAGGACAGGACACCUUCAAAAUUUGUAAAGAAUACUUGAGACCUUUAAAGAAGUUUCUUCGAAAGUUGCACUUGCCCCGGGACCUACCCCAAAAGAAGAAACUUAAGUAUAUGAAGAGGAGCCUGAUGGUUCUAGGGGACCACAUCAACACCUUCCUGCAGCAUUAUUGCCGAGCCUGGGAAAUCAAGCAUUGGAGGAAGAUGCUCUGGCGUUUCAUCUCCCUCUUCUCAGAGCUGGAUGCCAAACUACUGCGCCGACUGUACAAGUACAGCAAGAGUGACCAGAAUGCCAAAUUCUUGGUGGCAUUCCGGCCCUUGGACACCUCAGAGACGAUCGCCCCCUCUACCGAGCAAAGCAACAGCCUGCCCGAGCUCUACAAUGCUUGGGGCCUCCACCGGGACUCCACCUGCACAAAGGAAAAGUUCAACAAGAUGCAGGGCCAUGCCCCAGAAGCCUCCCUUUCUGGGGAGCAGAAACAUGGGGGCCAGGCCAAGAGAGACUCUAUAAAGAAACUUUCCCACAAACCAAAACUGAAGAGAAAGAGAAUGAAGGAAGCCCUCAGAACUCCUGAGAGCCACCCAUAGGAGAACCCACCCAGGACAGUGAGAGCGUCCCCAUUGUCCUGAAAUCACUCUGCUUCCUUCAACACCUGCAACCCUCUCUACCCCAGUGUGUUCCUCUCUCUAUCAAAGCUUUUGGGGUUGGGGAAAAGAGGGGGUGGGGACAGAUAUGAGGGAGGGAGAGAAGACAAAAUUAUCUUUAUUCACAGAUCAUUGGGGGUGGCAAUUAGUAGCAGAUAGGGAGGGAAAUAAACAUACUAAAGAAAUUCAUCCUUAGUCUAACCAAUCUGUUCAGUCACAGACUGAGAAAAAGAAAAGUUGGUUGUGGGGAAGUGAACAAGGGAGGGGAAAGCUAUGCUAUCAUUCCUCAGUAAGUAAACAGGGAAAACCAUACCCUAAUAUUCUCAUCUGUCAAAUGAGACUAAAUUUAGCUUAGAAGUUUCAAAAGUGUUGAAUGUGGAAAGGUCUUUUAGUACUCUUUCCAGACUGCUCAUGCUAGGGCUUCAAAACUCUCCCCUUUCUCUCAGUCUCUCUUGGGUCAAUAAGUACCAGUUGGGUUCAAUGAUGCCGAUGUAGGGUUUUUAAGGACAGCUUUCAAUUACCUGUAGCAUUGAUGUUGAGUGUAGAGUAUGGACAAAUGAAGACAAAAGCUUGUCACUGCUGGCCUUUAUCAAGCUGGGCUUCUUAACUGAAGAGGGACAGUUCCUCUAGACCUCCUAAAGGAAGGUUUGUCAAACAGGUGAAGAGGGAUGAGGGAUAAACAAACUCAUGUCUGUUUUCAUGACAUGAUGUGGGAGAAGAGCCCUCUCUGUUCAUGCAAUGUGAUGGUACCACCCAGAGGCAGCAUGGAUACCUGCAACCUUUUGCUUCUACUUUUUUAGCAUUUGUCCUCUCAUGCUUCAACUAAAUGUCCUGGUGCUCUCAUAUUUUACCUGAUUUUACUUAGGAAGGAUCUGAUAAAUUAAAUUCAGUUACACUAAAAAUGGAAAUGACCAUAAGGUAUAAUGACUUAUUUCUCCCAGGAAAAAAUAUGUCAUAAAAGAAUAUUUAAAAUUUAGAAAGAGAAAGGAUUGUGGGGCAAAGGGACAUGAGGUUGGGGCCUUCAAUUAAACAAGCAUUUACUAAGCACUGUGCUAGAUGCCAAGGAAUAGCAAAACAAAAAUAAAAAAAAUGUCCAUGCCUUCAAGGAGCUUAUGUUGACUGAUAGGCCUUCUUAGACCCCAUCAAAUCAUGUCUUUACCUAUGCUGACUAUGGGCAUAAACACCCAAUUCUA